Messenger RNA from Platichthys flesus (European flounder), 1879 nucleotides. RefSeq names its product heterogeneous nuclear ribonucleoprotein A/Ba (gene hnrnpaba). Lineage: Eukaryota; Metazoa; Chordata; Actinopteri; Pleuronectiformes; Pleuronectidae. The record is from RefSeq and is a predicted model, not a curated record. The transcript has 9 exons. Gene Ontology annotation, cellular component: nucleoplasm. Gene Ontology annotation, molecular function: RNA binding. Bases 145 to 1164 code for a protein of 339 amino acids. Gene Ontology annotation, biological process: regulation of gene expression.
CAGAAAUGUAUUUCGGUUGAUGGCUGGCCACCAUGUUGACUUUGUAAACGGUUCUCCGGUGCCAUUUGCCCGCACGCAGACUGUUCUUUCCGUGGAUGCACGGAGCGCGAGUGUACCGGUCAAAAUGGUUUAACAGUUUCAAACAUGUCUGAGACCGAGCAGCAGUACAUGGAAACAUCGGAAAACGGCCACGAAGUCGACGAUGAUUUCAACGGAGCCGGCCUCGGCGAGGAGGGGAACGACGACAGCGCCGUGAAUGAGUGCGAGGAGGCUGCGGGGCCCGACGCGGACGCUGACGCCGACGCCGAAGCGGACCUGGACGGGGGUUCGCAGAACGGCGGCAACGAGGGCGGACAGAUCGACGCCAGCAAAGGCGAGGAAGAUGCCGGGAAAAUGUUUGUUGGUGGUCUCAGCUGGGACACGAGCAAGAAGGAUCUAAAAGAUUACUUCUCCAAGUUCGGUGAAGUGACAGACUGCACCAUAAAGAUGGACCAACAGACAGGCCGGUCAAGAGGCUUCGGCUUCAUUCUCUUUAAAGAGGCAGUCAGUGUAGAUAAGGUUCUUGAACAGAAGGAGCACAGGUUAGAUGGACGACAGAUUGACCCAAAGAAGGCCAUGGCCAUGAAGAAGGACCCGAUCAAGAAAAUCUUCGUGGGAGGCCUCAACCCUGAUACUUCAAAGGAGGUCAUUCAGGAGUACUUUGGAACCUUUGGAGAGAUCGAGACCAUUGAGCUUCCCCAAGAUCCAAAGACAGACAAGAGGAGGGGAUUCGUGUUCAUCACAUAUAAGGAAGAGGCUCCCCUCAAGGUUAUGGAGAAGAAGUACCAUAACGUUGGUGGAAGCAAGUGCGAAGUUAAAGUAGCCCAGCCCAAAGAGGUCUACCAGCAGCAGCAGUACGGUUCUCGUGGAUAUGUUGGACGUGGCAGGCCCCGUGGAGGCCAGGGCCAGAACUGGAAUCAAGGCUACAAUAACUACUGGAACCAGGGAUACAACCAAAACUAUGGUUAUGGACAGCAAGGAUACGGAUAUGGCGGCUAUGGCAACUAUGACUACUCUGCUGGUUAUUACGGCUAUGGGGGUGGCUACGACUACAACCAGGGCAAUACAAGCUAUGGGAAAACUCCAAGACGUGGAGGCCACCAGAGUAGCUACAAGCCAUACUGAUCACACGUAGUGCAGGUCUAAAGUAAAUAUGAAAGAGAGAUCCAUGGUCUGACCACAGCGAACAUGGGCUCUGGCUUUUCCUUUGGAGUUGGCAGAAAUUUGGACUCAUGCUCCAUUUGUACAGAUCAAGUGAGGAACUGGGGAAGCAAAUGUCACUUUUCCACUUUUUAUUUUAUAUUGUUUUGUGUCCAUUUACAUUUCCAGUGAUGGAAGUGUUAUUUUUACUGUACUUUUUGGUACCCUUUUGAAUCUAAUGUAUUGUAUGGUUGUAUUUUUACAUGUCUACUGGAUUUACAGAUGAGCAGGAGCAAGAGCUUUUAAAGCUCACAAUAAAACAAGUUUGCUUUUUUUUUAUUUUUUUUGGUGUUUCUAGCUCUUUAGUUACUUUCUCCCGUGCUGAGUGUUGGAUGCGAGUUGCAUGGCUUCAUAUGUGGGGUGAGGUUAAAAUAAGGGAUUUAAACUAAUCAAAGGGGUCAUUGUCAAGUGAAUGUUUGCAGAUGGAAAAGUAGACGAAGACAACCAGCAUCUUCUUUUUUUUUUUUUGGCUUUUAAGGAGAUUCUUCCCCCACCAUGUUUGCAAUUUUAAGUGGCUUUACUAGUGUUAUUCAACUGAACGCAAGCCUGUUAAUGUAAGAGGGUAUUCCCUCUCUCACUGGAAACUCAUUCCUCUAGUGUCUUGGGCAAAUUGGUAGAAAUAAACUUUUGGUUUCUAUUA